GGGCGGGGCCUGGGCGGGCACGCGGAGUGUGAACGUUCGGCGGGAGACUGAGGCCUGAAUGGCGCCCUCUCAGCAGUCUCGGGUCCUGCGGUGCUGCAGCUGCCACCUCUUUCAGGCGCAUCAGGUGAAAAAGAGUCUCAAAUGGACAUGCAAGGCUUGUGGAGAGAAGCAGUCCUUUGUGCGGGCUUAUGGUGAAGGCUCUGGUGCUGACUGUAGACGCCAUGUCCAAAAGCUAAAUCUGCUGCAGGGACAAGUGUCAGAGCUGUCACUCAGGUCUGUGGCCAAAGCUGCAAGGGAAGAGGAAAAGGCAGGCCCUCAGCAGACUGAGAACGGCAGGCAGCAGGCACUGUCUGAGCCCCUGGAGUCCCGUUGGCUGAAGUAUCUGGACAAGGACUGUGAGGACCAGGAGCUGGACAGAGGAAGAGCAGCUCUUGCUGAAUGGCCAGGUCUGCCCUGCAGUCCAGCCCAACCGAGGAAGAGGAAAUGGAAUCAGAACACAGGGAAGCCUCCACGCAGCCUGCAUGUCCAGGACUUGGACAGUGUUAAAGACAGCUUUGAAUGCCAGGACUCCACUGGCCUGUUUGGGACAGAGCAACAAGGUAACAGUCCUGCCCUUGGGACUGCAGCCCACAUGAGGGAACUUGGUUUUCCAAGGUGGAAACUACCAAGCCCUGUCCUGCAGGCUAAGGCCCAAUCUUCUAAAUGGGCACGGUUUCUCCUGUCACCUGGGAACAGCCCACAUGUGGAUGGAAACCCAUCAAGGCCUCUGCAGGAGAGCACCAGGCUAGCUGACCCAGCACAAGCUGAGCAAGGGACCCUUGAGGCCAGGAUUCCAGGUGAUGGCCACUUCAGCAGGGCUCCUGCCAUUGUCCAGCCUGCCCAAACCACUCACACUGCCAUACCCCAGCCAGAGAGGCCUAGCAAGAAGACCCCAGAUCAGCCAUGGGCCACAGGGACUCCUCAAGCAGAUGGUAGGCCCUUGGCUCAAGGGGCACAGAAGGCCCCAUCCAUGCAACUGUACAACCUCUUUACAACUGGGGAGGACUUUGAAGAUGACCUGUAGCCU
Messenger RNA from Alexandromys fortis (reed vole), 1066 nucleotides. It is a transcript of the gene Mrnip, whose product is annotated as MRN complex interacting protein. Gene Ontology annotation, cellular component: nucleus. Gene Ontology annotation, biological process: mitotic G2 DNA damage checkpoint signaling. The coding region runs from base 59 to 1063 and encodes 334 amino acids. The record is from RefSeq and is a predicted model, not a curated record. Lineage: Eukaryota; Metazoa; Chordata; Mammalia; Rodentia; Cricetidae. The transcript is spliced from 7 exons. Gene Ontology annotation, molecular function: chromatin binding.